UCAGUAGCAUGUGGGGAGCUCCGGCUCGGGCGGCUCAGUCCUCCGCGAGCCGACACUGGAGGCAGCAGCAAAGGCGGCUGCCACGGCCCCGACUGCAAGCGCCGCACUCUCUCCGCGCCUCCAGCCCCGACGGCAUGGCCCGCGGCCCGCGCUCCGGGCGCCCCCAACCCCGCUGAGAGCCGCUGCGGCCCCGGACUCGCGCAACGGCCCCCGAGCCGCCGGGAUGAGCCGCGCCUAGUGGUGAUCGCUGCUCGGGAAUGCAGGCGUGAAGGGUCUGAGCUGCCGCCCAGCGGGGAGGAGACCCCAGGACGCCGGAAAUCAUCCCAAAGCUGCAAGAAGCGGAGAGAAAGAGAGCAUUCUUCAUUCAGUUGUGUGCCUUGUGGGGGAUUUUUUUUAAGUCGUUAUUUUUUUUUUUUAAAGACACAUUUCCGUGCUACUUGUCAUCGUCUCUGGGGAAAUCAGUCAGAACCACCGGAACGUAACUGUAACCAGACGAGCAAGGCAGGAGCCCAGGCAGUACCUGCAGCGUCCGGGCACCAGAGCCACCUUGGAACGGGAACGCGUCUCCGGCCGCGGGGCUGCGGCUCCGCCAAACUUUGGGGCGAGCGGGGCAGACUGGGGCACCCAGGGAGCUCUGUAGACCGAGGGCGGCCCCCUAACCAUGAUGUUUCGCGACCAGGUCGGGGUGCUGGCGGGCUGGUUUAAGGGCUGGAACGAGUGCGAGCAGACUGUUGCGCUGCUGUCGCUGCUCAAGCGCGUGAGCCAGACCCAGGCCCGCUUCCUCCAGCUCUGCCUGGAGCACUCGCUGGCCGACUGCGCCGAGCUGCACAUCCUCGAACGCGAGGCCAACAGCCCGGGAAUCAUUAACCAAUGGCAACAGGAAUCCAAGGAUAAAGUGAUUUCCCUCCUGUUAACUCAUCUGCCUUUGCUGAAGCCAGGAAACCUCGACGCAAAAGUAGAAUAUAUGAAACUGCUGCCCAAAAUCCUGGCUCACUCUAUUGAACACAACCAGCACAUUGAGGAGAGCAGGCAGCUGCUGUCCUAUGCUUUGAUACACCCGGCCACUUCUUUGGAAGACCGCAGUGCUUUAGCCAUGUGGCUGAAUCACCUGGAGGACCGCACGUCGACCAGCUUUGGUGGCCAGAACCGAGGCCGCUCAGACUCUGUGGAUUACGGACAGACACACUACUAUCACCAAAGACAGAACUCCGAUGAGAAGCUCAACGGGUGGCAGAACUCUCGGGAUUCCGGGAUUUGCAUCAAUGCCUCCAACUGGCAGGACAAAAGCAUGGGGUGUGAGAAUGGCCAUGUGCCCCUCUACUCCUCCUCAUCUGUCCCCACCACAAUCAAUACAAUUGGAACCAGCACAAGUACAAUUCUCUCAGGCCAGGCACACCACAGCCCUUUGAAACGAUCUGUGUCCCUUACCCCACCCAUGAAUGUGCCAAACCAGCCUCUAGGACAUGGAUGGAUGUCUCAUGAGGACUUACGAGCUAGAGGACCUCAGUGCCUCCCAUCCGAUCAUGCCCCCCUGUCUCCACAAAGCAGUGUAGCCUCUUCAGGAAGUGGUGGGAGUGAACACUUAGAAGAUCAGACCACUGCUCGUAACACAUUCCAAGAAGAAGGUAGUGGUAUGAAAGAUGUUCCAGCCUGGCUAAAAAGCCUCCGCCUGCACAAAUACGCCGCGCUUUUCUCCCAGAUGACCUAUGAGGAGAUGAUGGCCCUCACCGAGUGCCAGCUGGAGGCGCAGAACGUUACCAAAGGUGCAAGACACAAAAUUGUCAUCAGUAUUCAGAAGCUCAAAGAAAGACAGAAUCUUCUGAAGUCUUUGGAAAGGGACAUCAUCGAGGGGGGCAGCCUGCGUAUCCCGCUCCAGGAACUGCACCAGAUGAUCCUGACUCCCAUCAAGGCCUACACCUCCCCGAGCACCACCCCGGAGCCUCGCCGCCGGGAGCCCCAGGCCCCGCACCCGUCCUCACUGAUGGGCUCCGAGAGCCAGAGCCCCGACGGCAAAGAUGGGGCCACAGCCACCGGCGCCACAGCCACCCCCUCGGCUGGUGCCAGUGGCGGGCUCCAGCCGCACCAGCUGAGCAGCUGCGACGGGGAGCUGGCCGUUGCCCCCCUGCCGGAGGGGGACCUCCCUGGGCAGUUCACACGCGUCAUGGGGAAAGUGUGCACACAGCUCUUGGUCUCCAGACCUGAUGAGGAAAAUAUAAGUUCCUAUUUACAGCUCAUAGACAAGUGUCUAAUUCAUGAGGCAUUUACAGAGACACAGAAAAAAAGACUGUUGUCAUGGAAACAGCAGGUGCAGAAGCUCUUUCGGUCUUUCCCUCGGAAAACCCUUCUAGACAUAUCAGGAUAUCGACAGCAAAGAAAUCGAGGCUUCGGGCAGUCCAACUCCCUCCCGACAGCUGGCUCUGUGGGCGGCGGCAUGGGGAGACGGAACCCACGCCAGUACCAGAUCCCCUCUCGGAACGUCCCGUCCGCCCGCCUGGGCCUCUUGGGCACCAGUGGAUUCGUCAGUUCCAACCAGCGCAACACCACAGCCGCCCCCACCAUCAUGAAACAAGGAAGACAGAACCUGUGGUUUGCCAACCCUGGGGGCAGCAAUAGCAUGCCAAGCCGCACCCACAGCUCGGUCCAGAGGACCCGCUCGCUGCCCGUACACACUUCCCCGCAGAACAUGCUGAUGUUCCAGCAGCCAGAAUUCCAGCUUCCCGUGACCGAACCUGAUAUCAACAACAGGCUGGAGUCGUUGUGCCUCAGUAUGACCGAACACGCCCUGGGAGACGGGGUUGACCGGACCUCCACAAUCUAGAAGCUGAAGAUGAGAGUGACCACGCUGGCCAUGAAAUCGACUGCUGCGGGUCCAGUGUCAGCCAUCUUCAGGGUUGCACAGAAUCCUCCAAGAUACUCUGCAGCCUUUUUUUCCCCUGGUCCCUCUCCCAUUUUGAUUUUGUGAGAGCGUAGGUCAUCCUCGUAAACAUAUCGGUAGACCUGGGGUUGGUUCUUUUGUCAUUUGUUUCUGUCCUGGGAUGGUUUGGUGUGUGGGGCUGGGGAGGGGUCUCUAGGGAAUUCUGAGACUGGGAGGGGGGUGGAGGGAAUGCACGUAGCUCCCUGGAUGGAAAGGGGGCAGGGGAAAGAGGACUGCAAUGAAAGAGAUAGGAGACACACAAGAGGCGGGCAGAAGCCCUGGCCCAGGGGAGGCUUCUCGGAAGGACUGGCCUCACGGGCAGGCCACGGAAGGAUAUCGUGGGCACGUGCACCCAAAGCAAGAUAGUGGCUCACCUUUUAUUAUCCAGUCCAAUCUGGAUUGGAUGUCCCUGAGGCCCCUGCUAGAAACAGCCAGAGGAGAGGGCCCAUGCCAACAGGGGAAAGAAGGAAGAAACUCCCUCCAGCAAACUUCAGCUAAACUUUGAUUUGUGUAUUGUUUACAUAAGAAUGUUAAAGGGUACAUAAUGUGUAAAGAGAUUGGAUCGAACCUCUCUUCAGACUAUGGUUUUUGUAAAGGAUCUGUUGUUGUUCUGGAUUCAUUUUUUUCCUCCAUUUUUAUAAGAGCAGCAGAGUUGUCUUUUUAAAACGGCUGCCGAGCUCUGCUUCUCGGGAAGAUGGACGCAGUCACGUAGGCCUGAGCUGUCCAUCUUUCACCAUUAGGUGGGAGGAGCACGUGGGUGGACUUGAAGGACGUGGAUGUGGUCGGAAUGAGCACAGCGUUGGGUGAGAGCACAAGGAUGAAGGCAUCGUGUGAUCAGUGAUGGGUUUGCUCGCAGGGCACCCAGAGAUUCUCAGAGAAUCUUGCAGCCUCUUUCUGUGCUGGAUUUGCUUGUCACGGACAGGCCUCCCUCCCUUUCCGCCCCACCAUGGGGCAUCAUCCUGUCAUUCCCAGCCUUGCUCUACACACACAGCUGGGUACAAGUCCCACUGGAGGAGAAAAGGCAAGGAUGGACUUUUUCCCCUUGUGAGAGGUUUGAUACCCAGAUAAUGAGCUCAAAACCUUUAUGUGGGGGUUGCUUGUAGGAACUCGAGCCUGGAGGCUGCAUCCACUUCACCCAUCACUGCUGAGGAGGAGGAGGGGAGAAAGGCCCAGGAACAGUGUACAGAGAGUCGGUCAGCAAGUGCCAGAGAGCGCGUGCAGGGAGCUGUUUGGCCCACACGGGACAGCCCCAGCAUCCCCAGUGGGCGCUAAAAGAUGGAAGAAAGAUUGAUUUCACGACGGAAAUGACAGCGCUAUCCACACAACACGAAUUAGGGAUUUGCUGUGUUGGUUGAUUUGUCCAUCCACACAAAGGAGAGGAAAAAACACUCGUUAACGCGGUGAGAGAUUAAGAAACUGCGGUACCUACCCCAAAGUAACGGCUCUGUUUAUGAAGGGCAAGAAAGGCUACAUUUCAGAAUGCGAAGCAGGGGAGGGUAUUAGAGGAAAUCAAAGAGGAGUUGUGCUCUGCACUGGAAAAUUGGGUUGUGCAAAUGAAAGUAUGAGUGCUCAGCCAGAGGCAAGAUCAGGGAGAUGGUACAAGGCCUGUUUAUUAAGUGGAUGAGUUGGGUGCCGUGUGUGUGUGUGUGUGUGUGUGUGUGUGUGUGUGUGAAGUCACAGUUGAAAUUUAAAAGAUCAGACCAUGGAAAUCACUGCCCUCACCUUUUUUUUUUUUUUUAAGCUAAUGAACUACAUACAGUUCUAAAAGGCCUUAAUGAAAUCCAAACAAUUUUCUUUUACUUUCAAGAUCAAAAACGUACACCCAACCCAGCCUUGGAUGCCGCCACCAGGUUUUUGAAGUCCUUUUGAGUCUAAGAAGGUGAGAACAACGUAACCACAGAAAGCCUUUCAUGAGCAGAGAAGGCUUGAAUCCACAAUUUCAUGCGUCAAAUUAAAAAAAAAAAAAAAAAAAAAAAAAAGGUUCAGACCUCUCCUUGGGUGACUAAGUUCUAAAGAUGCAAAUCCAUGUGCAGAAAGAGAUGGCGUUUUUUAGUUGAUGAUUUUUAACCAAGUGCCAUUAACAUUCAUCCCUUUUCUAAAUAAGCUCAGUGUUACUUGGGGAAUGUGUUGGGAUGGUUGAUCACAUGUCAGGCAGGAAGAAUAGGUCAAAUGUUGAAGGCCAAAGGUAAGACCAGAGGGUUUGCGAAUGUGGGUGUGUAGGAUACUGAGAAAGCGAAUGAAGAGGAGGAAAAACCGGGGUAUUACACAUCUCGCUGAGAGAGGAAAGCAUUCGGAUCUGCUGCAAAAACACAUAUAUCCAUAGACUCAUGUUAUUCAGAAAACAGAUUGUGAACACAAUCACGUUAGCAUGAAUCCUUUAAAAGGAAGAAGACCUUAAAAUAUUUGCAAAUCUGAAUUUCUAUUUAUUCCUUCACUGAAUAUAGAAACAAUGGUUAUCUGAUUAUUAGAGAUAUUAUUUUGGAUAUGUUACUUAUUAACUUGCUAUGGCUGGUAACCAUGAUAAAGUCUGUUAUUAAUAACAACAUAGUUCUUUUUUUAAAGAAGAAAAGCUUAUUUUUCAUUGACUGUGUAUAGAUAUAUCUACUUAGUUGUGUUUUGCUAUUAGUGUUUUAAUUUUUUUUUAAGUUGAGUGUUUGAUAAAUUUUAAGAGUCUGUCCCCACCUUGUUUUGAGUCCUGUGUUGACUACAGGUAUACAGCUCAAUUUAAAAAUCCUAAAGCAAAAGAAUUUUAUUUAUAGAAGAAUCAAACAGUUGCAUGCAUAAGGCUGUGAAGUCAGAUAUUUAGUAAUAAAAGCAGCAGUGCCUUUUUUUGUAUUUACCCAUUGACCCCCCCCCCCAAAUGCAACUGUUUUAUAUUGAGAAAAUAGUAACAAUUUUAAAAUCUCAGAGUAAAAUCUAUUUCACUACAUGUUUCUCCCCCUUGUUCUGAUUUAAGCAGUGUGUACUUGGCAUCUCUACACUGUCCCAGGGACAGUGAUGUCCUACAAUAUUGUUAUCAUGUAUGAUGUUUUAUUGGUGCUUUUUAUUCACAGUGGUUUCUUACCAGAAACAGUAGGAAGAAACACAUGAACUGUGUACAAGACACGAAACAUUGCUGCUGAUACGUUGUUGUUGUUUUUUCACAUGCUUUUGAGUUUUCACUUUUUAAACCAGAGCCAGCAAGCAAAAUAGACAUGGCUGGGUCUGCCCAUUGGGGCGGCUCUUUGCACCGAGCUCUCAAAUCCUGUGUAUUGAGGGUUCCUUUCUGGUACUCAGGAUUGGAGCUACAGCUGGGCCCCCCUCUCUCCCAUUCAUUUGAAGAGACACUGAGGGAAACAAGGGUUUCUUUUGAGGUGUCCUUGGCUGCCUUUUAUAGGAUGGGAGCCUUCUCCUGGUCUUUUGUUCUUCUGCACCUCUCGUAGCUACUGCCGGUGCAAGGUUGUACAUGUGGAUUCCCCAGGAGCCUGGGCUGGGGGGCCAAGCUGGGCUGAAUGCAAAGACGUGCAACCAGAAGGCAGGCGAGGGGAGGAAAAGCAAGCCCCGUCUCAUUGGUCCUCUGGGAGAUGUCUGUGGCAGUCAGCUCCAGCUUGGGCCUGGGGAAGCAGCCUGACCAAGGCGCUUGGGUGUGCCUGUUACAGGAAGAACCUGCAGAAGGAUCAUUUGCACAUGGAGCUGUGAUAACACUAAUGUUGAUUUUUUUUUUUUUUACAAGUCCUCAGAGAUGUUUGCAAAGUGAGUUUUAUUUUUUUGUAAUUCCUUUAUCUUUACUUAAAGGUGAAUGUGUAUUCCUCUGGGAGGAAUAGGAAGAAAACAGGAAUGUUAAUGUCAAACAGAAGACUUCCUCCCUUAUUAAUAUAUAACCCUCAUGUAUUUAUGCCUAAUGUAAGCUGACUUUUAAAAAGCUUUCUUUCGUUGCAUGCCCUGUGCAGGCAUCUGUAUUGUACAUGCAUGCCUUUCGUCCUGUUUUCCUGUAUAAAGUUAGUGAACAAAGAAAUAUUUUUGCCUAGUUCAUGUUGCCAAGCAAUGCAUAUUUUUUAAAUUUGUCAUAUAUGGAAAGAGCAUGUUUGUUACAUGUAAAAGCUUUACUGAUAUACAGAUAUACUAAUGUUUGAAGAUGCUGUUCUUUGCAAGUGUACAGUUUUCAAAUGUUGUUACCAGUGAAACACCCUCGUGGUUCAAACUUGCUACAAUGUAUUUAUUAUUCAUUUCCUCCCAUGUAACUAAGAAUCAUGGCUAUAUUUCAUAUCAACGUUAUAUUGAAAGUGAAGGGAAAUGAUUAAUACAAGGUUUUGUAACA
Saimiri boliviensis boliviensis (Bolivian squirrel monkey) is the source of this 7211-nucleotide messenger RNA. RefSeq names its product sterile alpha motif domain containing 4A (gene SAMD4A). Lineage: Eukaryota; Metazoa; Chordata; Mammalia; Primates; Cebidae. Gene Ontology annotation, molecular function: mRNA binding; translation repressor activity; protein binding. The record is from RefSeq and is a predicted model, not a curated record. Gene Ontology annotation, cellular component: P-body. Gene Ontology annotation, biological process: nuclear-transcribed mRNA poly(A) tail shortening; regulation of mRNA stability; negative regulation of translation.